Messenger RNA from Tachysurus fulvidraco (yellow catfish), 2534 nucleotides. RefSeq names its product mitochondrial tRNA translation optimization 1 (gene mto1). Gene Ontology annotation, molecular function: flavin adenine dinucleotide binding. The record is from RefSeq and is a predicted model, not a curated record. Lineage: Eukaryota; Metazoa; Chordata; Actinopteri; Siluriformes; Bagridae. Gene Ontology annotation, cellular component: cytosol. The transcript is spliced from 12 exons. Gene Ontology annotation, biological process: tRNA wobble uridine modification; tRNA methylation. The coding region runs from base 366 to 2378 and encodes 670 amino acids.
UUUUUAGUUGUUUGGGUCGCGCUCAUCGACGGUUAGGACAACAUGUCGAGCAUGAUACGAUGAGUUUAAAUACACGAACUUGAGGUUUUCUGAGGUAAAUAACAUAUCAGUUUAAGUCUGUUAGUGAAAUUAAUACAUUUCCAGUGGUAAAAGUAGCCAUUCUGGUGAAGUAAAAUGGAUAAAAACAGACAUGUCACGAAUUGAAUAUGUAACAUUGAAUGAGAAAGGAAAACCGUGAGAGGAUACAAGUCCAGCUUGCCCAUCAAACCAGCCAAUCACUGAACUCCCAACCUCCAAGCCAACCAAUGGUAAUUUAGGAGGUGGUAGUGAUUUUUUUUUUCUUCUUUUCAUGACAAAAGUUUCUCAUGUUGAUACUCCGGAAGCUGCUCGUCCGACGCCAUUUCCUGUCCAGAGGUCGCUCUGACGUCACCCACCAUAACUAUGACGUCACCCACCAUAAAUAUGACGUCAUCGUGGUUGGUGGCGGCCAUGCUGGCACAGAGGCAGCUGCUGCAGCAACCAGGGUUGGAGCUGAAACACUGCUCAUUACACAGAAAAUCGAAACGAUUGGGGCGCUGUCAUGCAACCCCUCACUAGGAGGGGUAGGAAAAGGGCAGCUGGUGAAGGAGGUGGACGCUCUGGAUGGCCUGAUGGGUCGAGCAGGCGACUACUCUGGCGUUCACUUCUCCAUCCUCAAUCGCAGUAAGGGACCCGCAGUGUGGGGCCCGAGGGCGCAGCUCGAUCGAGGGCGCUACAGGGAGUUCAUACAGUCACAGUUGCUGAACAUGCCUCGACUGACUGUGAUCGAAGGAUCUGUGGAGGAUUUAAUCGUGUCUGCUCCUGAUCCAGAAAUAACAGGCAAACACAGUGUGACCGGAGUUCGUAUGGCUGGUGGCGUUGGGGAUAUACUGGCCAGUUCCAUCGUCAUUACCACCGGCACUUUCCUUUCUGGCUCCCUCUUUAUGGGCCAGACCACCUCUCCAGGAGGGAGGUUGGGUGAACCCCCGUCCUGCACUGGUCUCUCCCACAGUCUGAGAGAAGUUCUCGGUUUGAAACUCGGCCGCCUGAGGACCGGAACACCACCUCGGAUCAUUAAGGACACAGUCGACUUCUCCCUCGCAGAGCUUCACCUACCUGACCCACGACCAACUCCAUUUAGCUUCAUUAACAAGCACACGCACUGCAAGGCUGAGGAUCAGCUGCCAUGUCAUCUGACCUACACGACACCAGGUGUAGAAGAAGUGGUGCGUGAGAGCCUGCAUGUGAACUCGCACAUACAGCAGGACACCAAAGGACCCAGGUACUGUCCUUCCAUCGAAUCACGGGUUCUGCGCUUCCCAGGGCGACAGCAUCAGGUGUGGUUGGAGCCAGAGGGGAUGACCUCUGACCUUGUGUACCCUCAGGGGUUGUCCAUGACGAUGCCCCCUGAGCUGCAGCUUCGACUUCUCCGGGAAAUUCCGGCGUUACAACGGGUGGAGAUUAGAACACCAGGUUACGGGGUGCAGUAUGACUUUGUUUGCCCGAUGCAGCUCUCUCCAUGGCUGCAAGUGAAAUGCUGUCAGGGGCUUUUCCUGGCAGGACAGAUUAAUGGGACGACAGGCUACGAGGAAGCAGCAGCACAGGGUUUGUGGGCAGGUGUUAAUGCUGGAAGGACUGCCCUCUCUCUCCCCCCUCUGUCUCUGUCGCGUACCGAGAGCUACAUCGGGGUGAUGAUUGACGACCUGGUGAGUCGUGGAGUCACCGAACCAUACCGCAUGUUCACAAGCCGUGCCGAGUUCAGGACUUCUCUCAGGCCUGAUAACGCAGACCUGCGCCUCACGCUCAGAGGCUUUGAAGAGGUGGGGUGUGUGUCAUCAGAGCGCUACAGCGAGGCUGUGCGAGUGAGUCAUAGUCUGAGCGAAGCUCUCACCUCCCUGCAGUCCUUCACACUUUCUGCUCCACGCUGGAGAGAAAAACUGCAAUACAAUGGGAUAAGUGAGACCAAAAGCACACUUAUCAGUGGAGAAGAGAUGCUGCAGCAUAAAGAGGUCUCAUUUGAAAUGCUGUCCUCCAUCUUCCCUGAAGUUUUUGCACAAUAUCUAGAAUUUUCCCAGCGGAUUAAAAUUGAAGCUGUGUACCGUCCUCACUGUGAGAAUCAGAAAAGAGAAAUGGAGAGGAUACAGGUGGAGGAGAGCCUCAUGCUGCCUCCAGACCUCGACUACCGCUCACUUCCCGUAUCUCUCUCAGACGAGGUGCGAGAAGUACUAGAUCGAGCACGGCCUGACACUCUGGGAGCAGCAAUUCGUCUACCAGGUGUCACUCCAGCCGCCAUCGUCCACCUCCUCAACUACGUCAGCAAGACAGAGCGUAAAACAGCGAGCAGGAAGACACGGAUGUAAAGACACAAACUGACCAAUAAUACAGUCAACACACAACCUCGUGCAGGAGCAUAACUAGCUUCUAAAGACUGUUACAGUAAAGGACUUCACUUAACACCGUGUGUUAGGAAACAAGUUUGUAUUUUGCAAAAUAGAAAUAAAUCAUCUAAAAAAACA